UUCUUUUUUAUUCAAAUCUGAAAAUCAUAAUUAUGAAUAAAAUAUUGACCUAAAUAAUAACAAUUGGUGUUUUUUUUAUUUAAUUACGAUUUGACUUACACAAACAUUUCUCAAAGAAAAAAAAUAAGAAAUACUCAUGGUUACAGAGGAAAUUAAUGAAAAUUCAAUUGCAGAACCUUUACAUCAACCUGUACCUUUAGAUUUAUCUUAUCAUUCAUCAAUUUCAAAUGAAUCAAAUAUUUCUAAUCAAUUAUCAAUUUCAACAAUAACAACACCAUUUAUUAAUAAAUAUGAUAAAUCUACUAAUAUACAAUUAAGUAGUUUACAACAUACAUGUAUUAGUAUACCAAUUAAAACAUCACAAUUAAAUGAUAAAUUCAAUAAUCAAUUAUAUUUUCCACAAUCAUCUAUUAUAGAACAAGUGAAUACAUUAUAUAGAUCUAAUUUAGAAAAAUUACAAAUGUUUUAUACAUUGAAAAGAAGUCAAUUAAAAUCUAUGAAUGAUUUAUAUCAUUCACCAUUAAUAACUAUACCACCACCUGAACAAUUAUUAGCAUUAACAAUGUUACAUAAUCAUAGAUCUAUUAAAUUCACUCCAAUAAUCAACACGAGUAGUAAUAAUAAUAAUAUUUCAUUAUUACCAAGACAAUUAAAUCAAACUAUUAAAAACGACUUAGUUACUAAUUUAUCUUCAACUAUUCCAUCAUUAUAUGAUAAUCAAUUCAUCGACUUAAACAAUAAUAAUAAUAAUAAUAAUAAUCAAUAUUGUAAUUCAAUUCCAUUUGAAUUAAUAUCGAUUUAUUUAAAAAUGUUAGAAAAAUCAAAAAAAUUUAAUGAAAUUUACAAAAAUGAUAGUAGUAACUAUUCCUAUGAAACUAUUUAUAAAUGGUUAUUAUCAUUACGUAAGAAUAUUUAUACAACAAUCGAUAAAGAUUUAAAUAAUCCACCUUUGAAUUAUCCAAUUAAAACAAAACUUUCACAAACAGUAGUUCAUGUUGACAGUGAUAAUAAUAAUAAUAAUAAUAAUAAUAAUAAUAAUAAUACUAAUAAUAAUAACGGUAUUAAGAAUAUACCUAAGAAACAUAAAACAAUAACAAGUGUUUUAGAUGUAUUACCAUCAGAUAGUAUAGAAGUAGUACAAGGAUUAUUAUCAACAUGUGUAAAUCAUUUUACACCUAAACGUGAACGUUAUACAUGCCAUUUUUGUGGUAAACUAUUUCCUAGAUCAGCUAAUCUUACUAGACAUAUACGUACACAUACUGGUGAACAACCAUAUAAAUGUAUACAUUGUCCAAGAUCAUUUAGUAUUAGUUCUAAUUUACAACGUCAUAUACGUAAUAUACAUCAAAAAGAAAGACCAUUUCACUGUAAUGUUUGUUUAAAACGUUUUGGACAACGUGCCAAUUUGGAGAGGCAUGUUCGAAAUCAUUUAAUCAGUAAAUAUCAUCAUCAACAGCAGCAUCAAUACAUGCCAUUAUUAUCACCUACAUGGUCAUCAUCAUAAUCAUUCUUCAUCUUUUCAACAGUGAACACAAAUUUUUCCCUAGAAUAACGUGAUAUUAUAUCAAGUAAUUCAAAUAGAGUUUAUCCUAUUGCUGUCCAUCAAUAAGACAGACAUUUCUCUCUAUGUAUUCUUAUUUAAAGCCUUUAACAUUAGUGAUUUUAUAACUUUCUUCUCAAAUCAACCCUGAUAAAGAAUUUUGUUGAUCUUGUGUUCAUAUAUACACAUACAUAUAUGAUAUAGUUACUUGAUUUGAUGUAAUUUAUGUUUGUUUGUUUGUUGUUCACAUUGAUGACCAUGAUCUUAUGAUUGGUUUGAUCAAUCAAUUAUGUAUAUCUUGUCUUCUCUUCUUUUUCCGUUGUUGUUGUUGAAAAGUAGUAAUAAUUGGAUGAUGUACUCGCUUCCUUUAGUUAUCUUACAUAUAAUACACCCUGUGUAGUGUAUAUCGUCUGUUAUCUGUCAUAUUCAUGAAUCUAUACAUGCAAAUAUAUACACAUUUAUAUACAGUUUAAUACAUAUACAUAACAAUAACAAGAUAAGGAAAAGACUUCACAUUGUUGAUGAUAAGUUGUUUUUCUCUUUUUAGAUAAUCCUGUAGUUAUUAACAACUAACCAACCAAUCAAAUCAACAACAGCAAAGCAACGAACAAUCAAACAAAAGUAUCUCAUAUUUAUCACAUCCUUAAAUAAUAUGGAUACAUAAAUGACUACCGGAAAACAAAAUUUCUUCUUUCU
Molecule: messenger RNA, 2236 nt
Organism: Schistosoma intercalatum
Lineage: Eukaryota; Metazoa; Platyhelminthes; Trematoda; Strigeidida; Schistosomatidae
Source: the annotation of a GenBank genome assembly